This is a messenger RNA of Hypomesus transpacificus, 1235 nucleotides long. Its product is annotated as neuronal acetylcholine receptor subunit alpha-4-like. The transcript has 6 exons. NCBI's taxonomy places the organism in Eukaryota, Metazoa, Chordata, Actinopteri, Osmeriformes, Osmeridae. The record is from RefSeq and is a predicted model, not a curated record. The coding region runs from base 16 to 1176 and encodes 386 amino acids. Gene Ontology annotation, biological process: regulation of membrane potential; monoatomic ion transmembrane transport; chemical synaptic transmission. Gene Ontology annotation, cellular component: postsynaptic membrane; synapse; neuron projection. Gene Ontology annotation, molecular function: acetylcholine-gated monoatomic cation-selective channel activity; transmembrane signaling receptor activity.
GACGAGAAGAAUCAGAUGAUGACCACUAAUGUCUGGGUGAAACAAGAGUGGUAUGAUUACAAGCUCAGGUGGAACCCCAGGGAGUAUGAGAACGUCACGUCCAUCCGGAUCCCGUCCCAGAUCAUCUGGAGGCCCGACAUUGUUCUCUACAACAAUGCAGACGGGGACUUUGCCGUGACCCACCUGACCAAAGCCCACCUGUACCACGACGGCUGGAUCAAGUGGACGCCCCCGGCCAUCUACAAGUCCUCCUGCUCCAUGGACGUCACCUUCUUCCCCUUUGACCAGCAGAACUGCACCAUGAAGUUUGGCUCGUGGACGUACGACCGCGCCAAGAUCGACCUGGUCAGCAUGGCCAGCGACGUGGACCAGCAGGACUACUGGGAGAGCGGCGAGUGGGUCCUCGUCAGCGCCGUGGGCAACUACAACGUCAAGAAGUACGAGUGCUGCGCCGAGACCUACUCGGACAUCACCUACUCCUUCCUGAUCCGGAGGCUGCCUCUCUUCUACACCAUCAACCUGAUCGUCCCCUGCCUGCUCAUCUCCUUUCUCACCGUGCUGGUCUUCUACCUGCCCUCCGACUGCGGGGAGAAGGUCACCCUCUGCAUCUCCGUCCUCCUCUCCCUCACCGUGUUCCUCCUCCUCAUCACCGAGAUCAUCCCGUCCACCUCGCUCGUCAUCCCCCUCAUCGGCGAGUACCUGCUCUUCACCAUGAUCUUCGUCACGCUCUCCAUCAUGAUCACCAUCUUCGUGCUCAACGUGCAUCACCGCUCGCGGCGCACGCACACCAUGCCCCGCUGGGUCGGCACCGUCUUCCUGGAGCUGGUCCCUCGCUUCCUGUGCAUUCAGCGGCCGGUCAGGAACGACCGCAAGCGGCAGGGGGAGGUGAGGCAAAAGAGGGCCAGCAGGGAGAGGAGGAGGCCCCAGACUGCAGGCGCCUGCAGCUCCAGAGACCUGCGACUUCUUUCCCUCUCGCCCUCCUUGAAAAUGGCCGUAGAUGGGGUUCAGUACAUCGCUGACCACCUCCGAGCUGAGGACAUUGACUUCUCUGUGAAACAGGAGUGGAAGUAUGUAGCCAUGGUAAUGGACCGCAUCUUCCUUUGGAUGUUCAUCUUGGUGUGCAUUCUGGGAACUGUAGGCCUUUUUCUCCCAGCCUGGCUUGCUGGAAUGAUCUAGUAUAUAACACAGAGAAGAGGAAGCCAGAAUAUGACUCAACAGAAAUGUUCAGUUCAGCA